Molecule: messenger RNA, 1091 nt
Organism: Caenorhabditis angaria
Lineage: Eukaryota; Metazoa; Nematoda; Chromadorea; Rhabditida; Rhabditidae
Source: the annotation of a GenBank genome assembly
AUGGGAUCGUGUUUUUCGCGAAAAGAAUGCCAAAAGCAAAUAGAAAUAAUCGUGAAAAUAGAACCGAAAGAAAAUUCUGGAGUCGAGAUAAUUGAGAAUAUAGAACUGAAAGAAUAUUCUGGAGGAAUUGGAUGGUUUGAUCUACCUUAUGAGAUGAGAAGAUUGAUCAUUGAUUUGAUGGAUCUGAAAACAAGAUCUCAAUUUGCACAAUGUUCCGAAGAUUGUUAUGAAGAAGUACUCGAAAGUCGCAAUUAUAUAGAUCUAAUUCAAAUUAGUGAUGUAUUCCAAGAAGAAAAGCGAAUUAUUUGUAUUUUGGUUGAAGGAAAAGACGAAGAAUUUGUUUUUUUGAUCAAGGAAUCAACUGGAAAUACUGAAGUUCAAUGGUUGUAUGAUGAUGAAUUGGUUAUAGAGAAACACUUUGAGAAUCAGACUUCAAUUCAAGUUCUUUCGUUAUAUUUUGAUGAUUUAUUGCGGAAAAAUUCAAGAAGUUUGCAAAGUGUUUGGGUUUUUAUUGUGAGUUUUUUCAAUUUAUUUUGUACGUACAAAAAUUGUAAUUUUUUCACUUGCAGGACGAUUUUCCUUAUCAUAAAACUAGUAUUUGUAAUUUGCAAAAUCAAAAAUUGAAACAGUUGGCACUCUUUAAAAAUAAACAUGGAAUUGACCCGAUUUCAAGUGGAUUUGUGGAUCUUCAUACAAUUUCUCGUUUUCAUGAACUCCUUGAUAUUCCCAAUUUGCAACUCGAUUAUUUUUUAAAAACCAAAGCAAAAUAUUCAACUCUAAAUAAUCCCAUAUUUUCACUGCUUGAUUUCGACGUAUUUUUGCGGCGUAUUUUGAUCGAAGAAGUUCUUGAUGAAAACGUUGCUACGAUUAAAAUACGUUUGAAAGAAGUUCAGAAAAUGUAUGGAAUAUAUUCGAUUGAUUCAAUGGUGAUUGUUGUGAUUAUUAUGAAAUAUACCGACGAGAAUUUUGAGGCAUUCAAUGAAACUGGCAAACGAUACGAAUUUUCGAGAAGAUCCACAAAAUGGGCAAAUCGAAAACAUUUUAUGGUGUUGGAAAAUGAUUCUUUCCGAUAUUUGAGUGUUUUGGUAUGA